AGUCUCGCCAACCAUCAUGUAUAAAGUUGGACCCAUCAUUGACCCGCGCAUGGCUCCAGAACCCCUUUCAAAGGCACGGCAACACCAGCUAGAACCUCAACAUGGCUACUGCGACCAAGUAUGAAUAUCAAGGGUUACACAGUGUGCUCCCCCAUGCUCGGAGUCUACUCGACCGUGCAGGGUGGCAGGAUCUUGUGGACCAAGCAAGACGUUAGAACUGGGACGGUCCUGACCUCUGUCCCACAAGCGCGAUAUCCUGUCUACACCCCAGCUCAAAACAGCCUAUUCAUACUGCACGAAUGCCACUCCAGAAGGUUCACUGAAGGAGUGUAUGGGAUGCUGGAGGGUUGCAAUACUGUGACGCUACUAUCCACGACCGGUGUUCCGCUGUGCAAUCUUCACCGUAUCAUUGCACUUCGCUGCAAGCCUGCAUUCUGCUGCACUGCACUCUCUGCACUCCUGCACCACUCCUGCACCACACUGCACCACACUGCACUGCACUUUCUGCACAUCUGCACUACGCUGCGUUGCACUGCUGUCUGUGCCGAAGUUGUGCCGUUCUCCGCAAUGUGGUUUAUCUUCCCCGGGCUGAGUUUCACGGGUUUCCAAAUGUCAGAGCAACGCGCAUGGAUAAGUGUCAACAUCAAAGCAUUGGAGCAUCUACUUUACUCGCACUUCAUGAAGCCGACCACACAAAACCAACCGUCCCAGGCUGGGAUCAACCAAUCUACCAGCAGCCCAGGGGCCAGUAGCGGUGCUGGUGCACCAGCUUCAAACGUAGCAUCAAACCCACUGGUGCCCAUUCUCGAUGCCCACAGGAGAGUUUAUGCGUAUACACUGGCAUAUGGGCACCUGGAGCAAUCGUCCUCUACAACACCACCUUCACCAUUUAACGUUCCACCACCUGCACCCUUACCUUAUUCUGUACCGGGUGCAUAUCCAAUGCACCUUUUACAUCCACAUUACCCUCUGCCGCUGCCUCCUGUCCCUUCAGCAUACCAAGGAUUUUCACCGUAUCAGUUCCCCCUUGCAUACCCCACACAUUUGACUACACAGCCUACUUCUAUCCCUUCUAUUUACCCGUUUCCCCCACAGGGCUAUACCACCAACUAUGCACCGACAUUACCUCCUACAUCAACCAAUACCAUACAUCCUCUGUUCAACCCGCUUGUAAAGCAGGUGCCAACCACAAGCCCCUCCGCUCUAAAACCAGAACCAAAGGAAGCUGCCGCCAGCUCAGCUGCAAAGACAAGUGUUGGCCGCGCUGCUUCGGCACCUCCAAGCUCCCAUCAUGGACAUUAUUCUGGUAAACUUUCACUACGUGACACGGCCUGGUCUCGCAAACCAGUAUUGCAAAAAGCCCAGCAGAAUAAAAAUUCAGUGAAAGUAGUCCAGAACAACAGCAAGCCCUCAGAUAUCAAGACUUCCAAGCUUGAACAUCGCACCAAGACUGUCCCAACGCAGCCAGCUCUUUCUAUAACCAAAGCCUAUAGGUUGGCCCACAAAGAUGACUCCGACACAGAUACAUCCAACUCCUCGGAUGGCAUGAACUCCACUGGCUACCAGACUAUAGUUUUCGAGUCUGCUGACGAUUGGGACUACAAACCCAAUGGGGCAUUCGAAGCUGAGGUGUCCAAAAAGUUUCAUAAACAAACUCGAGGGCUUAUGGUUCAUUGGGCUACAUCUACAUACGGUGUACCAUCCGGCCCCCCGCAAGCCAAGAGAUGGGAUAAAGGUCAAUGUAGCAAGCGCUCCUGUCAAGGUAUCAUCACUUGUGAAAAUGACAGCUGCAAUGUUGUAGUCCGACCACAGACACGAAAAUCUGGUAUCAGGGUGCAGAUCAGCAGGCCAUGCCACAGGUGUGGUGCAUCACUUGUCCACGAGCCCUGCGAGAACGUAGCCGAAAUAUGGACGUGGAGUGGGGGAUACCAUUAUCGGAAUGGGAUACAUGGUCACAAUCACUCUUGCCCUCGCCCCUUGCAUGCCUCUGUUAAGGAGGAAGCUCAGUUCAUUGACAUAUGCGAGAAUCAUCCUGCAGCUGGUCCAGCAAAGCUCAUUGCCGGAAUAGCCACCCUCAGUGGCGACAGACGUUCAGUUGCUGAUAUUUCACCUGCUUAUGUCAACAUUGACCGUGUCACUAAAGACCGUCAGAAACUCAAGGCAUCCGUACCCCGUGGAGGUGACACCUUCAUCUUCGACUUUUCCCACUUUGACCGUAGCCACCCAAACUUUGUCACAUCAACUCAAGUUGGCAAUGUAACAGUGUUGACCAUGCAGAGUAAAUUCAUGAAAACUUUACUACUCAAGGACCACAUCACAGAUGAGCCAGUCAAUGGGUUUGUGACCGACGCAACCCACAAAUACUUUGCAGACCACAAUGCCCUGCUCCUCAUCACGGCAACUUAUUCCUUAGAGCUCACCCGCUGGGUGCCAGUCCAGUUUGCAUACCUCAAUGGCGCAACAGCAGCACAUUACCGACAGCACUUCCUGGCUUUGUUCAAAAGCAUAGCACUCCAGGCCAUUGAACGAAAAAUCCCAGUGACUGAUGACCUAUUUGCAGGGGUUGUUGACUUCAGCGAUGCAGAACGGAUUGGCUUUGAAGAAGCCUUCGUUGAUUUUUGGAAUCUGCACCGCCAGAUAGAUGAUUGUACAGAGGACCAGCUGCGUGAUGCUGCAAAAAGGUGCCUAAAAGGUUGCCACCAACACUUCAUUGCUGGAACCACCCGGCUCAAGCGUACUGGCAUCAUCCACUCUGACCGGAAUUCCAAGAGCUAUUUUGAUAUGUGCAUCAGGGAGAUGAUGAACACUCACGAUCAUCACCAGUUUCAGACCAUGGUUUCUCAGCUUCGUGAACGUUUUCCCAAAGCAAAGUCUUGGCUUGACUGGUGGUUACGACCUGAGCAUGCUGCCCUGAUCUUUGAAAGUCAACGCAAGAUGAAGCCCCCCAUCUGGGAGGCAAUACCCUUUAGCACCAAUGCGUCUGAGGCCAUGCACGCACAAAUAUACAGGGCAAUCAGCAACAACUUUGCCUUGAUGGAGGGGCUCAAUGGUCUCUAUGCACUUCAUCAAUACUUCUUUCGUCUCUACGUGGCUGCUCUUGCGGGGACUCCUAUCAAAUAUGAACCCGGCAUACCAUGGAAGCAACGCACAGAAGAAAUUGGUCGGAGCAAAUCCGGGCGUCGACCAACAGUUCAUCUACGCAACAAUGGUCCUCCUUUCAAGAAAUCCGAACUUCUGAAGCAUGAGUCCAAACAAACUGACCGCGAGAAUAUAGGAUGCCCUUGGACAAAAUUGUCUUGCUGGCUUGACACAGCCCUGGAGCUGCUAUUCUGGACAGCUAUGCGUGAUUUUGAUGACUACAGGCAGCACUUUAACCACUGCCUAACAACUGCUGAUUUCUAUAAACUCUUCAGCAUCGUUGAUCUCCGUUACAUGGUCAUCACUGAUGAUCCAUCCGCUCUAGGAGGAGAUACCUCAAAAUUACUAGGAGAGCAACGUGACAUGUUCAGAGCGUUUCUCAAAACAGUUGGUAUCAUUAGCUCGCUGGAUGCCGAAGGCUCUGUCUUUGCAUGGUUAUCAAGACUGGUCACAGACAGCAGAUUUUUCACUGGCGACAGCGAUGAUUUCUUGGCGCACUCAUACUUUCAAACCCUCAAGAUCUGCAUUCGCACGUGCAAUGGCAUACCCUUGAAAAAAACCCAGCACAAGCCCACUCAUCCGCAUAUGCAAAUAUCAUCGCAGCCACAGACUCACUUUGGCCUGUCGCUUUUUAGCCAAGAUCAUACCACCUACGGUGGCAGUGUUCAACGUUGGUUCCAGGCUAUUACACGCACUUACACUCCACAUGAUCAAAUUGGCUCAGGUUGCUGGCGUGAGGCCAGUGGUGCUAAGUACUGCCACGGUCAAGGAGAAGUAACCACUGUUAUUCUAUCUUUGCCUGUCAUGCUCAUUAUAGAUGUAUUUGAUGACCCAACACACAACCGUCCGCUUUCUUGGGAUGUGCCAAAGAAAUUGCAAAUGCCUGUCCCCAAAGGUGAAGACACUUCAACGCAUGGGCUGUUCUAUGAGCUUGUUGGACUAGCCCUCUAUUCUCCUACGGAUCAACACUUCAUAGCACGUUACUCUGCUUCUCCUCUUGGUGGUUUGAAGGAGUCAAUCUAUACCUAUGAUGGUAUGCAUUAUGGUGGUCAGCGGCAACGUGUAGAGCCCGUCAGAGGCCAGUCUAUUCUUGCUGGUGCAAACCCUAUUUUACCUCCUGGAUACUCUCCCAAUGCACUGGUCUAUCGCUUACAUGGUGGCCUAAUGGCCCAACAAGAAUUCUAUGCUCAGCGACUCAAAGAUAUACAGCAAGUCUACAGUAUAGCAGCUUCACCCGACUCCUUUGGUGCACAUCCAUAUCUAGUGGUUUGCAAAGAAGGAUUUAAACAGCUUGACAGUUCUAAGCGUCUUUGGACACAGAAGACAUCACUUGUGGACUAUGAGGAAGAGGCUCAGCAAGACUUGGCGCUGGCACCUGCAUUGCUGGAAUCCGACAACUCUGGGGCACCUCAGACUUUAGCUUCUAAUACUAAUAUUGUUCAGACACAGGUUGUGGCAGAUGCACUGGCACCUCCAGAACCAGACCCAGAGUUCCCUCUCUAUUUAUCCAGCUCUUUCGUCUCAGAUGUCAAUUUGACAAUCCCCAUCUCUGAGUUGCCGGUUGCAACAGGUCAGCCUCAGGCUGUACCAUCCACUUCCGAGUGCCCAACUGCACCAGACUGGGUUGCAGCCAGACCCUCUGACAAUGAACCGGCUGCAGAACACUUAGCUGAGCCCAAGGACUCGGAUACUCAAAUGAACCUGGACCACGACAAGGACAAAGGCUCCACAUCAAGUGCAAUGUCUGACUUUCUCAUCAAGUGUCAAUGCGGUCUUCAAGGGGAUGGAUAUGCAGUCGAUCACGAUGAUGACUUUGUUCAGUGUGAUGAAUGCGGAAACUAUUCACAUGUUGCAUGUCAGCGAGAUGGCCGGGCCUCUGGAGCUUCUUCAUGCAAGAAGUUUGUCUGUGAUGAUUGUGACUUCUGGGUGCUUAAAAAACGGACUGAGAGACCAGCACCGAGCCGAAAGAGCAACCGGCAUCUUAAAAGACGGCCUAAAGAUUUCAAGGAUUUGCCCACAACUCCAUUGGCUAAACGGUUAAAACCUGGGAUUGGUGCCUUGGCCCGUCAUGGAAAAUACUACUACCCCGUGCGUCUUUUAAGACGUGUGUAUUCUGGAGAUGGAACGGUGGCAUGGAAAGUCAAGUGGUGGCGGAGGUGUUUAUUCUCCACGAGAUGCUCACCACCGCAGUAUGAGCUGCCUAUCCCUGAACAGGAUGUUGUAGAUGCACUCUGGCAUGAUUGGAAGACUCGGAGGAUGAUCAGGCUUGGACAAUUUGUUCACGCAGCUGAGGAAGAGGAUUGCAAGAACAUUGUGUCGUCUUUUGAAGACUACCCGUGUCCACCUGAUAUUGCAAGCAUCCUACUACCUCAUGUUGAGAGGCUCUGUCAACUUUGGAUGUCACCAGACUCUGUGAAUCCUGAUGACUUCCCAGUCAUGGAGUACGUUCGCUCAUACAGAAAACCAAAGAACAACUUCGGGCAGUACAAUAUCCCUCACACUGGUGAUCUCACUACCCUUGAGCAGGCACAAAUUGCCAACUGGUUUUACUGUCAUGUUACACAGUCUAGUAAGGAGAGCAUCCAUGUGCUAAGCUGGCUGGAAUGUGCACCGCUUGCUCACGCGUACACUAUUGUUGUUGCACACAAGAAGCGACAGCAGUUUCAUUCCUCACCCAGUUUCAACACCUCGCUGCCAGAAAAGGAACAAGUCCGCUUGAUAUUCCGGAUGGCCUGGACAGACCUCUCAUUGUAUAGCUCACAACUUGACCCAACCGAUGUGGACAGAGAAUGCCUUGGCCAGCUCGAAGACAGGAUGUUUCAAAAGACUUAUGAUGCUGGGCUGGCUGGCAAUGAUCAAUGGGGUCUUGACGCUGGCAGCCAUCAGCAUGGUUGGAAUCCAUAUGCUGGAGUACGGAAUGUGCUGGAGGAUGAAGAUGAAGAGGGUUCAGAAACCGAGUGUCAAGACGCAACCGAGAAAGACUCACAAGAAAGAAAUCUUAGACCCACUGGGUCCAAUCAUCGAAAUGCGGGGGAAGCAACCGAGAAACACUCACACGAAAGAAACCUUGGACCCACUGGGUCCAUUCAUCAGAAUGCGGGGGUAUGGGCUGGUGCACCUAACGUUCUUUCCCAAUACGUCCGGCUCAGCGUCUCCCGAACUUCCGAAGCCAUCAGUCUCAUACGUUGGUGCACCAGAUUUCAUAACACUGGUGCACCGGGCUACCGCCUCAUCUUGGCAAUCUGGGUACCAAACAUGCAGCUGCCUUCCACUGGCGCGCAUAGGAAGGUACUGGUGCACCGAAACCUGUUCCGAGAAAUGUGCGAGUUGCGCAGCACUUUAGAGAAGAUACAUGGACCAGCACUGCCGGUUGAAGGCCAGCGUACGCAGUUCUGCAGAGGCGAAGCUUUUCAUAGGGCUCGAAACAGCUAUCACAUCAGUUCCACACUCGAGUGA
Messenger RNA from Coniophora puteana RWD-64-598 SS2, 6594 nucleotides. RefSeq lists its product as uncharacterized. The transcript has 21 exons. The record is from RefSeq and is a predicted model, not a curated record. Bases 121 to 6594 code for a protein of 2157 amino acids. NCBI's taxonomy places the organism in Eukaryota, Fungi, Basidiomycota, Agaricomycetes, Boletales, Coniophoraceae.